AUGAUCAAAACAUAUAGCUUACAGUAUGUAUCUCAAGAGAUUGAGCAAAUGUAUCGUCAAUCAAAGCUUACUGGCCUAAAGUAUAGAUAAGAAUACUUAUAUGGAGUUGUAAGUGUUUAUCUCAUUCUUAUUAUUGUCAAAUAUAAAGAGUAUUAGAAUUUGACACCUUAAAUAUUUGCUGGUAUUAGUUUAGCAUUAAUAAUGAUUAUAUACAUUAUAAUGAGGAAAUACCAAUAAUAUAAGGAAAUAUUAGUUGUUAUUAAUUUACUUCUUAUGAGCGCUAUUUUAGAAAGUUUAAGACUUUUUGGACCAGAACCAAACUAAUGGUAUUAUGGAAAUCACUCAUCAAUUCUUAAAAUUUGUAUGCACAUUUAAUUAUAGUAGUAAUCUAUUUAACAGGUUCAUCAUUUAUUGUUUAAACAUGCUUUUUUAUUGCAACUUAGAUAGCAAGCUUGUAUAAUUUCGAAACUUAUGAUCUUUAAUUUAUUCUCUCAUAAUGCAUCAUAUCAAUUCUACUUGUACUAUUGCGAUAUCAGUAUGAAAUGAUAAACAGAAAACAUUUUUUGGCCAAUUUAUCCAAAGUUCAAUAUGAAAAUAUUUUAGAAGAUUUACUACCUUCAUGGGUUGUUAUUGUAAAGUACAACAAAUUAGCUGGUUCAUUAGAUAUUGAAAAAAUAAAUAAACAUAUGAAAGAAAAGUUUAAUUUGCAUAAUAAUGAAGUAUUAAGAGAAUUUUUGAGAAAAUUAGUAUUCUUUGACAUGCAAAAUCAAAAUAUUUAGUAAAUUAUGAAAAUUGAACAUGAUAUAAUAUAAGAACUUAAAUCGAAAAAUGAAGAUCAUCCAGUUCAUAAAUAUUUUGCUUUCUUAGAAAAAGAAGACAAGUCUAAAAUAUGGAGAUUCAAAGUUACUUAAGUUUAUUUUAAUUCUUUUCAACCGUAAAUUUUGUUGCUCUUUGAAGAAAUUGAAGAGGAUAAAUAUGAUUAAUACAUAAAUGCAAUUGAAUAAAGAGAUAAUUAAUAAUAUGUAAUACAUUUUUAUUUAUAAUAGUACAAUGCAAAGUUAAAUUUACAAUAGAUCAAUCUACAACUUGAAAUCAUUUAAAAAUUUUAUCAUGAAAUUUUGAAAUAUGAACACCUAACCCCAGUUUAAUAAAACUUAAAAUAACAAUUACAAUUAAAUUAUUUUCUUUACAAUUUGAAUAGCAAUCUUUUCAAUUUAUAUCAAAUUUGUUAUAGGUAAAUAAGAAGUGACAUAAGCAUCUUGUAAUUGCAAUCAUUUAUGAAUGAUUUAUGCCUUAAUCUUCAAUUAGAAUACAAAAAAAAUAAAUAAGAAGAUCAAGAUUCUAAUAUAAAAAAUGUAAUUUUCAGAACUGACAAAUAAAAGCUCAUCUCAAUAAUCAUGAAUAUAGUCUAAUUCUUAAAACUUCUGCUUUCGAUAAUUCACAGUGAUUCUACUAUUAUAAAUCAACCUUAUCCAUUUAAAAAACCAAUUAAACUUUCAGUAAAAGAAUCGAAGAAUUUUGAAAAUACACUACAAUUCUCAAUUAGCCAUCCUAAUUUAAAUAUUACCAAUUCAAUAAUUACAGAAUUAUAAAAUAUUGAAACAUUUUAACUGGAUGAUGAUAAGAGAAAUUGGGAAUAUAGAAAUUAUUUUGAUAAAAUAACAAGUAUAAACUAAACCUUACAAUAGAUGUUGAAUUUGUAUAAGAAUGAGAUGUCUUCAUUUUAAAUUAUUUAAAUUGAUAAUCAUAAAUCAAGUAAAACUUAAAAUAAUCUUAAUAAGUUAGAAUAUAAUACUAUAGGAUAUAUAAUAGCUUAAUAUUUUGUAAGUAGAUUAGGCCCAUAAAAUAGACUUAAUUUUAAAUAAACAUACUUAAACCCUGAAGGAUUUAACACAUCUUAAUUCAUAGGAAUAUAAUAAACAAAAAUAUAAUUUUCUAUCUAUAAAAAUUAUUUAAAUUUUAAGAAAGAAAUAUUAAGUGAAUAUAAGAAUCCUUUAGAAAAUAAUAUUCAAAUUUCAUCCUAAAACUUUCAAAAAUUGACAAAUUAAUAAAUAUUUUAGACUCUAUAUAAAUUAAAUGGUAAAAACAAAUGA
Paramecium sonneborni is the source of this 2093-nucleotide messenger RNA. Lineage: Eukaryota; Ciliophora; Oligohymenophorea; Peniculida; Parameciidae. The record is from the annotation of a GenBank genome assembly.